GCUUAUCAAUAAUUAUCACCAUAUAAAUAGUAGGUAAUAGGUAUAAUAAUAGUUAAUAAUUUAGUAGCUACUCAAUUACCAAUUACUUUGGACGUCUGGAAUAUUGAGUAAUGAGUAUUGACAGUCUUAUAAUAUAAUACACAACUUAUGCAACAUCACUCAAAAGUGCGAAACUCCAAUAUCCAUUAACCAGUCACUAUAGUGCCACUAACUACUGCUACAGGUCAUAUAUUUUCCACGGCCAGUAGAUACUUCAAAUAUGGCAUCGAAUUUGACAAAAAUGGUGAAGUUCAAUAACGGUCAGCUAUAUCCAAUCUUAGGUUUGGGAACUUGGCAGGCGUCAUCAGUUAUUGAUGACUCUACUCACGCUGCGCUCAUCGACUCCAUAAAAAGUGCAAUUGACAUAGGAUAUCGUCAUUUUGACUGUGCGGCCAUUUAUAACAAUGAAAAAUUGGUGGGAAAGGCUGUAAAUGAUAAAAUUUCAGAAGGUGUAAUUAAAAGAGAUGAACUAUACAUCACUAGUAAGCUGUGGAACAAUAAGCAUAGAUUUGAGCUGGUAGAAGAAGCAUUGAAGAAUACUUUGAAUGAUCUGUGUUUAAGUUAUGUCGAUUUAUAUCUUAUCCAUUGGCCUUUUGGAACUAGUGCAAUAGGAUAUGGUCUUGAUAUGGAUCUACGAGGUUACUUGCCUUAUCUGGAUUGA
Molecule: messenger RNA, 700 nt
Organism: Diuraphis noxia (Russian wheat aphid)
Lineage: Eukaryota; Metazoa; Arthropoda; Insecta; Hemiptera; Aphididae
Product: aldo-keto reductase family 1 member B1-like
Molecular function (GO): oxidoreductase activity
Source: RefSeq, a predicted model, not a curated record